This is a messenger RNA of Spinacia oleracea (spinach), 3630 nucleotides long. Its product is annotated as transcription termination factor MTERF2, chloroplastic-like. Gene Ontology annotation, biological process: regulation of DNA-templated transcription. Gene Ontology annotation, molecular function: double-stranded DNA binding. Bases 82 to 1296 code for a protein of 404 amino acids. The transcript has a single exon. The record is from RefSeq and is a predicted model, not a curated record. Lineage: Eukaryota; Viridiplantae; Streptophyta; Magnoliopsida; Caryophyllales; Amaranthaceae.
UUCAAAUAAGUUGAUAAAUUCAUUUCCCUCCCCAGUCCCCUCUAUUCUUUUUUAACGACGAAACAAAACACCAGCAGCAGGAUGCUCAAAUUUCGCAGCAACUUCAAUGGCGUCGAAAGCUUCAACUUCAUCCAUGGUUUUAGGCAUCUUUUACUGUAUUCAACUUCUACUUCAUCUGCAACCUCAAUUUCAGAAGAAGCCAACCCUGAUUACGCGAAUUACUUGGUGGAUUUUCUAGGGUUUUCCAAGCAACAAGCUCUUUCCAUUUAUAAGAAGCUCGUUCACAUUCGGCUAGGUCGAGGUGUGAAAAAGGUCAGUGACUUCGAAUACGUUAAAAAUGCUAAUUCUGUUAUCAAAUUUCUCAAACAAAUUGGAUUGGAACAAUCUCAUAUUCGAGCUGCCGUCGUUUCCGACCCCCAUAUUUUGUUCUGUAAUGUUGACAAAACCCUAAUUCCCAAGACCCUAGCUUUUCAGAAAAUGGGGUUUUCUGUAUCCGAUGUUGUUGAGGUUGUCAAGGUGAAUCCUUCAAUAUUUUUUACAGCGAUGGAUACCAAAAUUAUUCCGGCAUUUCAAACUUUGAGGGAGAUUAUGGGUUGUGAUCACCAUGUGAUUUCGAUUAUUAAGAAAUCGCCUCGUAUGAGGCUUUCCUGUGUUUCCAAACUCUUGGGGCCUAAUGUAGCUUUGUUGCGGGAUCAUGGGAUCCCCAUUGAAUCAAUCCGGAAAAUCUUACUUAGGAACCCAUUUGCCUUGCUCCGAAAAACUGAAUUUAUUCAGGAUACAUUGAUUAGGGUUGAAGAGAAGUUGGGGAUUCCUCGAGACUCACCCCGGUUCUUGUUAGGUAUUAUGUUAUUGGCCUCUGUUAGAGAGACGACUAUCGAGUCGAAAAAACAAAUAUUUAAGAGCUUUGGGUGGACUGAGUCUGAUGUUGUAACUCUGACAAUAUCAAGUCCUUUUCUGUUGGCACUUUCUGAAGCUAGCCUCAAGAAAAAGUUGGGGUUUUACAUGAAUGAACUGGGUUACAAGCCUAGUUUCUUGGCAAAGAAGUGUUUCUUGUUUACUUGUAGCUUGGAGAAAAGAAUAGUGCCUAGACAUAAGACCCUCCUAGUCUUGAAGGAGAAAGGUUUAAUUAGGAUGGAUUAUUCUCUUGUAACUUUCGUGUCAUUCACCGAGUCUCUGUUCUUGAGGAAGUUUGUGCUGCCAUUCAAGGAGGUCCAUGAAGUUUAUUCGAAACAUGCAGGUAUUAGUUUGGAGGAGCUAACUGUAGGAUCGUCGAAACCAAAUUCUAAUACUGCUUGAUGCUAGGUAAGCUUGCAAUUUAGCAUGCAAUAUUUAGUUUAGUGAAUUCAGUAAUUUCACCAUAACAGCCACCAAUGUAACUUUUACUUUUAAAAGCUAGUUCCUGCAUAUCAGCUGGUUCUCUGUAUUUCACUGCUUCCUCGAUGCAGCUAUGCUUGCUGCUCUACGUUGUUGAGCAGCGUACGGUCAGUUUUUAGUAGCUUAUUUUUGUUGUCCAAUCACUACCUUUUCUGUCAUGCUACAUUGCAGGCUUGUUUCCCAUCCAUUCUUUGAUAUAGCUGUAGGGACUCUUUUUGUUUUUAGGUCCAGACUGCACUAUCUAUGAUGUGAUGUUAUAAAUGAAUACUUGGUUGCUCUGAAUACUUGGAAUGUCAUACAUAAAAUUAACUGGAUUCAUUCUAGCUGUCAGCUUUAGUCAGUUUCCGUUUUGAUUCAUUGGAGCUUUUAAUUGUUUUGCCGGUUUGCUUCAUUCUGCAAGCAAGUUAACCACAUCAGUAAGUUGAUUAGCUUGUGGAUUGGCUUGUUUUCUUACAGGUUCUGUUACAUAUUUAAUGUACUUCAUUCUUUUCUAGUUUUCUCAAUUAAUACAUUCAGAUGACAUAAAUCUAUACUCUCACACAUAUGCUCUAUUGGAUACUUCAGCUCAUCAGAUCUCGCUCAAGUAGCAAAAGCACAUGCAGCCUAGGAAUUGAAAAAGAAAAUUGUACAAGCUGAAACUUCGUGAAAUCGUGAAUUGAACUUUGAGGUUUCACUUACAUUUUUCCCUCGGUCUGCGUGUCAGUACUCGUUCACGAUAUUUAGGGAUGCUCACUUCAACUAAAUCAGUUCAUUUAGGAUAUUACUGCUAUUAACUUGUGCAUAAUUCGAUACUACCUCAUGUUUUUUUUGGGACUUGCAUGUUACAUUAUGUAGUUUGAAAUAUUGUAUCCACUUCUUCUUUUCUUGCCCCUUCUCAUUUUUACUAAUAGCUACACAGGACUUAGGAUAAUGUAUUGUGGAUACUUUCUCUCUAGCUUAGAAUUGUGGUGAAUAUUUUGAGGCUCUCUGGUGCACCCUUUGUGCUCUGAUAAACAAUCUGUAGUUCUGAAGAUAGGUCAUCAAAAUGGUAUGCCCUGGUCUCUUAAAUAAUAAUGAUUGUCUCAAUAUCAAUUUGGAAAUUCUAUUUGUAUGUCUUUUUUCAAAUACAUGAAUGAUGAAUUUAGCUUGCCAUCUCAUGUGUUUUUGUGGCUAUUUUCUAUGAAGAUAAGUGUGGAAGCUAAUCAGAUGCCUCUUGUUGUAUUUCCCUCUCUGUGUACAAUUAGACAUAAAGUAGUUGAAGCUGGACAUGCAUUGGCAGCCCAGCCCAGCCCAGCCCAGCCCUGAUGUCCUUGGGUGAGGCUGGGCUAUUGGCUGUAGGCCCCAUUGAACUAUAACCGGUCCCUGGCGUAACCUGGUUACUCAUGUUAUGGUCCAGUUCUCUAUAUUCUUCUGAAUCCAAAAGAAGCCGGUGUAACGAAUAACCCAAAGCCUUGGAAGGCCAGUUCAGGCAAAAUUAAGUGAAAGGGGAGUAGCUGUUUUGUGUUAAUUUCCCUCAAUUAUGUAAUUUGUCCACAUUAGCUGGUGCUCCUGUUUCAAUUUUCCGUUCCAGUUUAUUGUAUGGCAUCUUCAUUUACAGAGGCAUCCUCGUUUCACUCACCUUGAUUUCGAGGGUAUGUCUACCAAAAAACAGGAGAUGAAGGAUUAUGGGUAUAGUAGCAGGUGGGUGUGAUUCUUCUGGUUACUUAUUUGUGUGUUUAACUUUGCCUAUGAGGUGUCUCGAUUUCCAGGUUGACAGAAUUAUAUUGAAGACAAGGGUUCCUCUUAAGGUGAGUACUUUGGUGUGCGGCAGAGUUUUAACAGUAAAUGAUAUGCUCCAGAGGAGAAGACUAUAUAACUAGAUAUGUGCACGAGCAUCAUGAGUCGUGCCAAUAUCAAGUCUUGCUUGCAUGCCUUCUUUCGUUGUGGAGGAGGCCUUUUGGUGUGUAAGGGAUAGAUAGAUUUGUGUGUGAACUCUUAAUGUGAAUAUUUCAGAAUGUCAUUUCAGUGUUUGACUCAAGCCAUACAUUUUUGUUCUAUGUUGACUCAGGGCCACAUUUUGUGUUUGUUAGAUGCUCAAGCUCAGCAGAGUGUAAAUCUGUAGGAUGAUUUUAAACGAUAAUGAACCCCGUUCGUUAUACAAUCCUUUGGAGCAUGGAUUUGUUGUAGAACGAACUUGUUUCAAAAUUAGGAUAGUGCAAGCUCUUAUCAUCUUUGAAUUAUAAAUUUCACUUUUGAUCUAUGAUGUUGGUGGUGGCUGAUGUCUCACCUGGUUCGGUA